AUGGGAAGAAAAGCUUACAUGUCCUUUCCUGCUCCACGUCAUAUGGCUUCAUAUAGACGAACUACUGGUGCCCAGCUUUCAACAACCACCUGGCCAAACGUGAGCGAUGCCCUUGAUAAAAUAUUUGCUGAAGGAUCUCAAAGUUCGUCAAAUUUGGGCAGACUCCGAAGAGAGGAGCAUCAGGUUCAUACCCCUGGACCGGAGGCUUUAUCUCGUGAGGAUAACCUGCAAUUUGAUGCAUUCAAAUUGCCCCCACCUGCCAGAUAUGGAACAUCUGUUACCACGACUGUAGAGCACAAGACACCAUUUGAGAAUAACCCUGUAUCAAUUAGAGGAAUCGUCCUUGUAUCUGUGCAGGAGCUCCCUGAUAAAUAUCGGUCGUUAUUUCACUUUCCAGUCUUCAACGCUGUUCGAUCUAAAUGCUUUCAGCCUGUUUACAAAAGGGAUGACAAUAUUGUACUUGCCGCUCCUACUGGAAGUGGAAAAACGGUUGUUAUGGAAUUAGCGAUCUGUCGUAUGCUCAAUAACCUAAAAGACGAGAGGUUCAAAGUCAUCUAUCAAGCACCUACCAAAUCGCUUUGCUCUGAAAGGUUCCGCGAUUGGAACAGAAAGUUUCACUCAUUGGGCCUCCAGUGUGCUGAACUGACCGGUGACACUGACUUUACACAGAUGGGAAGUGUGCAGAACAGCCAAAUAAUUAUAACGACGCCAGAGAAUUGGGACAGCAUGACUCGAAAAUGGAAGGACCAUGCACGUCUGAUGCAGCUAGUGAAGCUCUUUCUAAUUGACGAAGUACACAUCCUCAAGGAGUCACGCGGAGCAACAUUAGAAGCUGUCGUGUCGCGUAUGAAAACGAUCGGAUCCAAUGUGCGCUUCGUUGCAUUAAGCGCUACCAUCCCAAAUUCUGAAGGUAUUGCUACCUGGCUCGGUAAGGAUGCGACGAACCAGCAUGUUCCAGCCCACAGGGAGCAUUUUGGGGAAGAGUUUCGCCCCGUCAAGUUGCAGAGUUUUGUAUACGGCUACCAGUCUCAGGGCAAUGAUUUCGUAUUCGAUAAGAUGUGUAGCUCAAGGCUUCCCGAUGUACUGGCCAUGCAUUCGUGCAGGAAGCCUAUUAUGAUAUUCUGCUGCACGAGCAACUCCUCUGUAGCUACAGCAAAGGAACUUGCUCGGCUGUGGUCAAUGUCCAAUCCGCCGGCCAGGUUGUGGAAAGGACCAAGCAAGUUGAUUGAAGUAAACAAUGUAGACUUGAAGAGUGUCGCAUUUCAUCACGCUGGCCUCGAUCCCGCUGACAGACACGCAAUUGAAACUGGCUUCUCACAAGGACAAAUUAGCAUAAUAUGCUGCACUUCUACUCUUGAAGUUGGCGUAAAUCUUCCUUGCUACCUUGUGAUUGUUAAAAAUACUGUAGGAUGGAUGGACGGCGGUUGCAAAGAAUAUUCAGACCUCGACAUCAUGCAGAUGCUUGGCCAGCGAAAUGAUUACUAUGAACGGCUUGUGUCAGGCUCUGAAAGCCCCGAAAGUUGCUUACACCUGAACCUAAUGGAUCACUUAAACGCCGAAAUUGGCCUAGGUAGUGUCACAAGUAUUGAAUCUGCUAUAAGAUGGCUUGCUGGCACCUUUCUCUUUGUGAGGCUGAGACGAAACCCAACGCACUAUCAACUGAGGGAGGGUGCUGAUAGGGAAGAUGAAGACGAGAUGCUUCGCCAAAUCUGUGAGAAAGAUGUCAAGCCGCUCCAAGAAAGUGGCCUAGUCUCCACUGAAUGCCUUAGAUCCAUACAGUUUGGUGAUGCAAUGGCACGUUAUUACGUGCGAUUUGAGACUAUGAAGACCUUCCUUGCUUUGAAACGUCACGCCACCAUGUCUCAAAUUCUCUCCGCAGUUUCCCAGGCAGAGGAGUACCGUGACGUCCGUCUUAAGGCGGGAGAGAAGUCAUCGUACAGAGAGAUCAACCGUGGAACUGGGAUAUUAUUUCCAGUAAAGGUAGAUAUAGCGCUUCCAGCUCAUAAAACAUCACUGCUCAUCCAGUGUGAGCUGGGUGCGUUGGAUUUUCCCGAUGGCGAGCAGUUCCAAAAACACAAGUUUGCUUUCCAGCAAGACAAAAGCUUCGUAUUCUCACACAUUAACCGGCUUAUUCGAUGCAUAAUAGAUUGCCAGAUCUCUCUCGAGGAUUCAAUCGCUGCCAAGAACGCGUUGGAGCUUGCAAGAAGUUUUGCAGCCAAAGUGUGGGACAGUUCCCCAUUUCAUAUGAAGCAGAUUGCACAAAUCGGUGUUGUCGCUAUUAGAAAGCUAGCAGCUGCUAGAAUAACUAGCAUCGAAGCUCUAGAGCACACAGAGCCUCAUAAGAUUGACAUGAUCCUGAGCAAAAACCCUCCAUUUGGGAUGAAAUUGCUGGGGCGACUUUGUGAUUUCCCUAAGCUACGUGUGUCUGUCAAGAUGGUGAAAAACGAGGGAAAACACGGCGCUCCCGUGAGAAUUCAUUUCAAGGCAGAAGUUGCUUUCGUGAAUGAGAAGUGCCCAACAUCUUUCCAGAGACACCCUGUACAUACCUGCUUUUUAGCGGAGACAUCUGACGGUUUCGUGAUCGAUUUCCGACGUAUGAGCGCGAGUAAGGUCCAAAGCAUCCAGGAGAUAACGUUGAAAGCAGAAAUUAAGACCCAAGAUCAGUAUAUAACGUGCUAUGCGAAGUGUGAUGAUAUCGCAGAAUUGAGACCAGCCCUUGCAGCAUCUUUAUUUUCAAUUCGCUGGAUUGAUAUGUCGGAUGAUAUGGGCCAAAAAUACUUGAUAAAUAUGUCGCACCCACGCAGCAAUACUUCGUCUCGAAUGCAACUUACUACAGGGCACAAUCUGGGAAUUUUUGGAAAAGCCACAGACUGGGCUGUCAUGGCCACAGAGAAGUUAACUGGGAAAAGCAAAGAAUCCGAGCAAGUGGAAUUGCACAAGUCAGAAGAGCCAACCCAGCUUGAGAACGGUAGAUGGAGCUGCAACUAUAAGUGCAAGAACAAAACAAUGAGCAAGCAUCUUUGUUGCCGGGAAGGACUUGAGAAACCGCCAAGGGUGAACAGAAAACAGUCUACUGGAGAGAUUAAUCAGUCAAACAGACUCAACCAACUGACAAUAUCCGCAAGUAUCACCAAGAGCAACGUGCAGAUAGCAAAUUCCAAUGAAACACGGGCCGUUAAGGGUAAUAUUACGGAGGCUGGACCGCAAAGCAAUAAGGACUCGUCGAGUGACUACGGAGAAGACAAUUUCAACGACUUCCCUUCGCCGUCUGCAUUGCUACUUGGUAACAACAUCGAGAUUGGAAGUCCGAAUGCUCAAAGCACCAACAAAGAAGACAGCUUAAAUAAGGAUGUUCAAGUGAAAGAUAAUUGGACUUAUGCCGAUGAGCCGUGGCUUACACUUCUGUCCUCGUUUACUGGCCCCCUUGUGCAGGAUAAUGACGCGAUGUCAACAUCUACCCAGACUCGCAAGAAAAAUAUAAUUAAGCCAAGGGUAUACAGUCCAAUAGAUAAUAUAGGCACCAACCUUGACGGUGAAUCAACUAAAGAAAUGACUGAUAUUGGUCACAUCGAUGGAGACAAGCGAAGGUUCUGUUUGACUGGCGGGGACGAAAUCUGCGACGAGAGAGAUACAAAGAAACAUAAGAAUGCCUCAACAUCUUUCGUCAAUCAAGGCCAAUGCCACGGCACUGUCAGCAGCCAGAGUCAUCAGCCUUAUGAAGCAGACCAUUCAUCUGCUAUUUGGGAUGAUAUUGGCCCAACUCUGCUGGAUGAGUUUAAAGAUAUUGUUAACUUUUUCUAGAAUGCAAACAAUGCCAAUGGUUACCAAUAAAACAACUCAACUGUUGCUAUCAAGGCUCAGAGGAGACCUAUCUCUAUGGGCAUGAGAUAUCCACUGCAUACUGUACCUGCAUAAUUAAGUGGUGAUCUUGAGAGAUCUUGAGAGAUCGUCGAUAGUGCAUGAUUU
Aspergillus alliaceus is the source of this 3966-nucleotide messenger RNA. RefSeq names its product putative DEAD/DEAH box DNA helicase (Mer3). The transcript is spliced from 13 exons. The record is from RefSeq and is a predicted model, not a curated record. The coding region runs from base 1 to 3801 and encodes 1266 amino acids. Gene Ontology annotation, molecular function: nucleic acid binding; ATP binding. Lineage: Eukaryota; Fungi; Ascomycota; Eurotiomycetes; Eurotiales; Aspergillaceae.